GCGGGAAGCGCCAGGAGGAAGCUACAAAAGUGCGGGGGACGGCAGCCUUCCCCUUUCCCAUCCGUUGCCAGCCUCCUGCUCUGCCCGCUGUAUCAAAGGCCCUGAGGGCUCCUGCUUGCUACACUGUUGUUUGAUAUUUGUAACCUAGGUUUUGCGCCCGUGAGAAAUGUCUGCACAGUACUAUCCUCCCCCGCCUGGAGCCUCGGGAUCUCCGGCGCCGAAGACGAACUAUCCUCCUCCUCCGACCUCGCCCCCGACUUCGCCCCCGGCCACACAGACCAAGUUUUCGUAUCCAGCACCACCAUCGCAAGGCCAGCCCGCCGCCCAAAGAAACUACCCGCCACCGCCGGGCCAGCAACAAUCGCCGCAGCCGCAGCAACAGUACUAUCCUUCUCCUCCGGGCGCACAAUCCCCGCCCCAGAGACACUACCCUCUUCCUCCGGGCGCCCAGGCGCAACCGCAAUUCACUGCCGCCUCCCCAACGCCGCCGCCGCAAGCGCACACCCCGGUCUCGUAUCCUCCCCCUCCUCCGCAACAGUCACAAUCGCCGCAGCUGCAUCAACAGCCCCCGCACCAUGCCGCACUAGCUCUGCACGGCCGGACGCACUCGGCCGCCUCGUCCCAGCAGUUUGCGCCGCCGCCGACGUACGCCGGACCUUCUGCUGGGGACUCGGCCGGCGCAACAGCCGCCGACGAAUACCCGCCCGAGAAAGGGGCCACUAGCCUUGCCGUUGCGCCCGAAUCGCCGCUCGACACGAGCGACCCAUCAAACCUCCAGGGGGGCGCACCGACGGCCGGCCACUUUGUCGGAGCCUCGGCGACCGUCGAUGAUGUGGGAACAUUCAACGGCGGGAGCUAUCGGAUCAGCCACCGCGACUCUAACACCAUCCUGACCAUACAGCUGGCCAUGGGCUGUCCACUCUCUGCUAAGCCAGGAACCAUGAUCGCCAUGUCACACACCAUCACUCUCAGGGGUAAACUAAAGUUUAGCGUCAAGAAACUCGUUGCCGGCGGCGAGAUGGGCGACUCGACCUUCACAGGCCCCGGGGAGCUGCUGCUGGCCCCGGCGAUGCUGGGUGACAUCACCAGCCUCCGACUCACAGGCAAGGAGUCCUGGUCUGUGGGCCACGACGGCUACCUAGCCUCAACCCAAGGCGUCAUCAAGGAGUACAAGAGGCAGAGUCUCGGCAAGGCAAUGUUCAGUGGCGAGGGUCUCUGGAUCUACAAGAUCAGCGGCAACGGCCUGCUCUGGCUCACGAGCUUUGGCGCCAUCAUUCGCAAAGACCUUGCGGACGGCGAGAAGUAUGUUGUCGACAACGGCCACCUGGUCGCGUGGGACACCAAGUAUAUUCUCGAGCGUGUCUCUUCCGGUGGCCUCGUGUCGGGCUACGCCUCUGGUGAGGGUCUGGUGUGUAAAUUCACCGGCCCUGGAACGGUCUUCCUCCAAACGAGGAACGCGAAAUCUUUCAGUGCCUACAUGGGUGGUCAGGUCAACGCCGGCAUGUAAAAUAUAUCUUGUUACUAUGUUCUCCAUGUAAUACCGGCGUCUGUAUUCUCUUCGCCGCUGUGCUCCAACUAUCUACCUUUUCGGGGAGCUCACUGGCCUGGAUAAUGCUGUCUUUUUUUUUUUACCUGUCUUCUCUUGAAUAAAUACGACGUCAUGCUUGCUUGAUUUGCCCUGGAUAACCUUCCCAAGGCUAGGCAAACAGCUAGAUCUGGCCUUCAGUGUAGAAUGUCGCCAUGAGCCCCGAGAUUAGUUCUUGAUUGAGAGCCGAAUUUACCAGCUCCGGCGCAGCAGUUCUGGCUAGAUGUCUGCCUAUAUAAUCCCCCCAAAAGUGGGGCUCGGCAGCCUCCGUCUGAUGUUUCGACCGCCCG
Gaeumannomyces tritici R3-111a-1 is the source of this 1875-nucleotide messenger RNA. RefSeq lists its product as hypothetical. Bases 167 to 1507 code for a protein of 446 amino acids. NCBI's taxonomy places the organism in Eukaryota, Fungi, Ascomycota, Sordariomycetes, Magnaporthales, Magnaporthaceae. The transcript has 6 exons. The record is from RefSeq and is a predicted model, not a curated record.